AUGGCCGCGUCCGCCCGCCGCCUGUGCCACAUCGCCUUCCACGUGCCAGUGAAGCACCCCCUCUCCCGGGACUUGCAGCGCUUCUUCGGCUUCCAGCCCCUGGCGGCGCGGGAGGCAGAUGGCUGGCGGCAGCUAGCCCUGCGAAGCGGAGACGCAGUCUUCUUGGUGAAUGAGGGUGCGGGACCCGGGAAGCCGCUGUAUGGCCUGGACUCGCGUCACGCCGUGCCCAGCGCUGCGAACCUGUGCUUCGAAGUGGACAACGCGGCAGCCGCCGCCCGGGCGCUAGCUGCGCGGGGCUGCCGCAUACCAGUGCCCCCUGUUAACGUGCGGGAUGCACAGGGUGCCGCCACCUACGCGGUGGUGAACUCGCCGGUCGGCAACCUCAGCCUUACCUUGCUGGAGCGCACGGGCUACCGGGGGCCCUUCCUGCCAGGCUUUGAGCCCGUGCGGUCAGUGCCUGGCCCCGGCUGGGUCAGCCACGUGGACCACCUGACUCUGGCCUGCACCCUCGGCAGCUCCCCCACACUGAUGCACUGGUUCCAGGACUGCCUCGGCUUUCUCCACCUGCCGCUGAGCCCAGGUGAGGAUCCGGAGGUGGGCUUAGAAGUGACUGCGGGGGUUGGACGUGGGGGGCUGCGGCUCACCGCCCUGCAGACACCGACGGGCAGUGCUGUCCCCACCCUUGUGCUGGCUGAGUCCCUGCCGGGGGCUGCCGGCGGGAAGGACCAGGUGGAGCAGUUCCUGGCCCGGCACCAAGGGCCGGGCCUGCAGCACGUGGGGCUGUACACGCUUGACAUCAUGGAGGCCACUGAAGGCGUGACAGCAGCGGGGGGCCAGCUCCUGACUCCUCCUGAGGCUUAUUACCAGCAGCCCGGCAAGGAAGGCCAGAUCCUAGCUGCAGGUCAUGUGCCUAGCCUGCUAGCCCGACAGGGAAUACUGCUAGAUGGUGAUCAAAGCAAGUUCCUGCUGCAGGUCUUCACCAAGUCCCUCUUUCCCGAGGACACCUUCUUCCUGGAGCUGAUUCAGAGGCAAGGGGCCACAGGCUUUGGCCAGGGCAACAUCAGGGCCCUGUGGCAGUCCGUGCAGGAGCAAGCUGCCAGGUGCGGGAGAGCCUGA
This is a messenger RNA of Trichechus manatus latirostris (Florida manatee), 1116 nucleotides long. RefSeq names its product 4-hydroxyphenylpyruvate dioxygenase like (gene HPDL). The record is from RefSeq and is a predicted model, not a curated record. Bases 1 to 1116 code for a protein of 371 amino acids. NCBI's taxonomy places the organism in Eukaryota, Metazoa, Chordata, Mammalia, Sirenia, Trichechidae. Gene Ontology annotation, molecular function: 4-hydroxyphenylpyruvate dioxygenase activity. Gene Ontology annotation, biological process: aromatic amino acid metabolic process. The transcript has a single exon.